GCCGGGCCCUGUCAGGGGAGGCGGCGGUUGGGCUGAGCCGGCGGCCGAGGCGCCUGAAUACAUCCAGCUUCAGCCAUUGGCUCUCAUGCUGCCUUUGUCAACUGGAUUAAAGAGCUGCCUACUCUCAGAGAUCUCCUCCCCUUGGAGGUGCCGACUGCUGGGAUCAAGUCACCGCUUAAUCUUGGAUUAAAUAGAUUGAGCUUUCUUCGGGCUUGUCUGCACCUGGUAACUUACUGAAAUACUGAUUCUGGAGUAGUGACGUUGGUGUAAAUCCCCAUGUGGACGCGCGUAUUCUGGAAUAAGAGUGGAUUAAGCCAUAUUGGAAUAAGGUGUUGUAUUUUGGAAUAAAAGUGUUGAUGCGGAGACUUAUAUUCAAAUAACGACACCGGAAUAGCUAUUUCGGGUUGCCUGGGAACGCAGGGCCAGAGUGCUGAGGGCUCACCAUGGCCAAGCUGCAGGGGCUUCAGGCUGACUACAUCUUCCGCGGCACGGAGCACGUUGUGAGGAUGACCGUGAACGGGAGCGUCCUGGAGGUGGAAGUGGAGGACCGGCUCACCACCGAUCAGUGGAGAGGAGAGUUUGACGCCGCCUUCAUUGAAGAUUUAACUCACAAGACGGGGAACUUCAAGCAGUUUGGGAUCUUCUGCAGCAUGCUGGAGUCUGCCCUGAGCCAGAGCAGCGAGUCGGUCACCUUGGACCUCCUCACCUACACUGACCUGGAGGCGCUGAGGAGCCGGAAGAUUGGGGUGGGCCCAAGGCACGCACCCUCCGCCUCCAAGUCCUCGCUGCUGAGUUCCAAGCGCUACCUCAUCCUCAUCUACUCCGUCGAGUUUGACAGGAUCCACUACCCCCUCCCGCUGCCGUACGUGGGCAAGCCAGACCCGGUAGCGCUGCAGAAGGUCAUCAGGGAGCUGAAGGAGGAGCUGGCCGUGCUGAAGGCCAAACCAGGCAGGGAUUUCCGGGACGCGGAGAUCCGCCGGCUGCGGGACGAGCUGGCCCGGGUGCUGGAGGAGAAGCAGGAGGUGGAGUCAGCCCUGCUCGGGCUGCAGGAGGAGCUGAAACUGUGCAGCAAGAGCAGCGCCGGGAAGGAGGUGAAGAUCCUGAAGAAGAUUGUGCAGAGCCUGGAGGAGGAGCUGCUGAAGGAGCGAAGCAAGCACCAGCGAGCGGCCAGCAAGCGCCUGCAGGAGAACCGGCAGCUGGCUGACGAGCUGGCGGAGGUGAAAGCAUCGGAGAGGAGCCUCCGUGUCCGAGUGAAGAGUCUGACCAAUGAGCUGGCCUUAUACAAGAAAGGCCGCUUGACCCCCACCGGCCCAUCCCCUCAGAACCGAGCAGCGUCCUCCCGCGGCUUCAGUCACGCUGCCCCGGGCCGGAGCAGCGCUGCGGCCGUGGCCCGACAGGAGCGGCGCUCCACCUCCGGGGAGCGCUCCAACUCCCGGGAGCGUGGCGGGGCCUGGCCGGGGAACCGGCCACGCUCCACGUCCAGAGAAGGGCGCGGCGGGAGCCAGACCCGCCUCCCUCGCCAGUCACCGUCACCCACAGGCACCCGGCCGCCGCGCUUCGAUCCCACGGCCUUUGUGAAGGCCAAAGAGCGGAAGCAGAAGGAGGCUGAACUGAAAAACCAGCGACGGGUCCGGCGGGGCGCGGGUGAUGCACCGCCAGGCAGCUGGGGCCGCUCCAACUCCCGGGGCCUGGCAGCCUUCAGUGGAGACAGCCUGGGCAGGAGUCGCGGACGCAGCUCGUCGGUGGAGAGCUUCCGCAGCCGGCGCUCUUCAGCAAGCUCGGGCAGCGAGGCGGAUGAUUACUCCGAGCCAGUACCCCUAAGGGGCAGGCGGCGGGCACCCAGAGGCAGGAAGCCCUUGAGUUCCUCCUCCUGGAACGGCCCCAGCGGGGCUCCUCGAGGGGAUGCCGGGCGCAGGAAACGCCUGGCCAGCACCCCCACCGCGACCAAGCGAGCGGACAAAGAGAACCUGUACGAUGAGCCGUCGGCCGACCUGUCCGAGAUCGACGCCCGGCUGCAGGCGCUGCAGGAAUACAUGAACAACCUGGACACCAGGACGUAGCCAGUGGAGUCGGAGCGAGAGGGCAGGCACGUGGCCCAGGCUCGGAGCCCUCCCUGCUGCUCCCAUGGGGCCGAGCCAGGACCUCUCUCUCCCACAGGGACCCUUUGCCCUGCUGUCUCUGGGCUCUACUCCAGGCUGGACAAGAGAAGAUUAGCAAGGUGGAUCUUCGGGAGAGGGGGCUCAGGAUCUUAGUCCCCCCCCAGCUUGUUCCCAUCAGAAAUCCCCACCCCCACGGGCUGGACAGAAGGCAGGUGGCUUUGUAGUUGUACCCAAGUAGCCCAGGAGCAAAGGAUCAUGGGACAUUUCCUCCUGGGAGCGACUCCCUUCACAUUGGUGGCCGCUAGGGGGCGCCUGCCCCACUGUGGCUUGUGGAUUUCUGACCCGCGGGGAAUGGGGGGAGGCCACUGUGGGGUGGAGAACUCUGAGCUCAACAGGCUGAUGGGACCAUCUUCCGGCCCCCCCCGUGUUUAGCUCCGUUUUAGCAGCCUGCUGCUGCUGCCUUAGCAGGAGCCGUGGGAUUGAAGGAGACAGGCAGCGGGGGAGUGGAGGUGUUUUACCCCCUGGGCCGGCCUUGGCCUCUCGAUGCCGACAGCGCCGAGCUGGGACGGGAGGAUCAUCCGGGCCCCCUCGACCUGCCCUUGGGCUGCUGAAACCCCUGGGUGGAUCCCAGCCCUUCACAGCUGCAGCCUCGGCCUUGGAGCCCGACCACCCCCCACGGGCAGCUUCCCAGCUGUUCCAGCCUCAGCAGAGCCCCCGGGAGGCUGGAAUCCUGCGAUCAGUGUGAGGGGGGAAGGCGGCAGCCUCUUAACACCGAGGCCAAGCCAGCUCGAGACAGGGGCAGCACUUACCUGCUUCUGGGCUACCCCAGAAGCUGGGGCCCGGUCUGAUCUUGCCAAGCCCUCGCCCUGCACCAGCUGCUCCCAGCUAACCACGUCCCACUGGGGCAGCCGAGACGGGAGGACGCCUUGCACCGGUUUGCCUGCCUGGGCGGGCAGGCUGCCCUGCGCUCCGUCCCCUGGUCAGAGCACCCGGGAGAGAGACAGCAGGGAAAGGCACCAGCUCCGGCUCUUCGAGCUGGUCGUCCCCGGAGGCAGUGAAACGAGCGAGCUGUUCGGUCUCUGGCCGUUCCAGUGGCUUGAACUGCUUUUAAUGCUGGUGCGUGAAAUCUCCCGCGUCUCAGCAGCUGGGGGAGCAUCCCCUGUGCUCCCCCUCAUCUGCUUUCAUGGCAGCACACGGGGCUUCGGGAGACCUUUGGCCAUUGGUCCCUCAGCUGCUCUAAGCCCCCUGCCUGUUGAUGGUCCUGGAGGAGCCUCAGACUGGCUCAGCACCGGGCAUUCAGCUGUUAGAGCUGAAAGCCCCAUGCCCAGAGUCUGCCUCAGCAGCCCUGUCUGCUAUGGGAUCUGGUCCCUUCACUCCAAGGUCAAGCAAGUAGCUGCAUCCACAGUUAAUCCAGCCAUGCUGGUUCCUCUCAGUGCCCCGGUGGGCGGCAGGUGUUUGUGCUGUGAUCCUGUGUGUGCCCCAUCCCCCCCAUGUGCUGUUGCUCUGCUGUGUUGUGUGAUGAUCCCUGUUGUAAAUAAACCUUUCUAACUUCC
Messenger RNA from Mauremys reevesii (Reeves's turtle), 3652 nucleotides. RefSeq names its product coiled-coil domain containing 61 (gene CCDC61). Gene Ontology annotation, cellular component: centrosome. Bases 444 to 2060 code for a protein of 538 amino acids. The record is from RefSeq and is a predicted model, not a curated record. The transcript has 15 exons. Lineage: Eukaryota; Metazoa; Chordata; Testudines; Geoemydidae.